This is a messenger RNA of Daucus carota subsp. sativus, 1748 nucleotides long. RefSeq lists its product as uncharacterized. The record is from RefSeq and is a predicted model, not a curated record. Lineage: Eukaryota; Viridiplantae; Streptophyta; Magnoliopsida; Apiales; Apiaceae. The transcript has 15 exons. The coding region runs from base 95 to 1570 and encodes 491 amino acids.
CGAGUGUAACGACAGACGACAUACAUUGGAGUGAUAGUGUGGGUCUGUAGAAUAAAGGUCCCUUGACUCGUGAGUUUGGUGAUUGUUUGUGAAAAUGGAGGAGCAAACGACGACGAUGAUGAAGAAGAAAGAGGGGACUGAAGUGAUUCGCAUAGAAAGGGAAUCCGUAAUUCCGAUAAUCAAGCCCAGACUCAUCAUGACUUUGGCUAAUCUCAUUGAACAAAGUGGCGACCGCGCUGAGUUCUUGAAGCUUUGCAAAAGAGUCGAGUACACUAUUCGAGCUUGGUAUCUUCUCCAGUUUGAGGAUCUUAUGCAACUCUACUCCCUCUUUGACCCUGUCCACGGCGCUCAGAAAUUGGAGCAGCAGCACCUCUCUCCCGAGGAGAUUGAUGUUCUUGAACAGAAUUUCCUCACCUAUUUAUUUCAGGUCAUGGAUAAGAGCAAUUUCAAGAUUGCCACCGAUGAUGAGAUUGAAGUUGCGCAUUCUGGACAGUAUCUUCUCAAUCUUCCCAUAUCUGUUGAUGAGUCAAAGCUGGAUAACAAGCUUUUAAAGAAGUACUUCCAAGAACAUCCACAUGACAACCUUCCAGAUUUUGCUGACAAGUACAUCAUUUUUCGACGUGGCACUGGAAUGGAUCGGACGACUGACUACUUUUUUAUGGAGAAAGUUGACAUGAUUAUUUCACGUAUAUGGGGAUGGAUUCUAAGAAUAACAAGGCUUGAUAGAUUGAAAAGGUCGAGUAAAAAACAUAAGAAAGAUCCAAAGAAGGUUGAAGAGAUUCCGGAAGACUCCGAGCAGGCUGAUUACAUUGAACGAAUUCGUAUUGAGAAUAUGAAACUAAGUUUACGCAACCUGGCCAGCAAGAUUACCAUUCAAGAACCUACGUUUGAUAGGAUAAUCGUUGUUUACAGAGGAGCAAGUAAAGGAAAUAAACCAGAACGUGGGAUCUAUGUAAAGCACUUCAAAAACAUUCCAAUGGCUGAUAUGGAGAUAGUACUUCCAGAGAAGAAAAAUCCAAGUUUGACUCCAAUGGACUGGGUUUCGUUCCUUGUCUCUGCAGUGGUUGGAUUGGUAGCUGUUGUUGGUUCACUGGAAUCUCCUAAAGAUGAUUUUUGGGUCAUGUUUGCGAUUCUAUCUGCAGUUAUUGGUUACUGCGCUAAAAUAUACUUAACGUUUCAAGCAAAUAUGACUGCUUACCAGAGCUUAAUCACAAAGUCUAUGUAUGACAAACAGUUGGAUAGCGGAAAGGGCACCCUUCUUCACUUGUGUGAUGAUGUGGUUCAGCAAGAAGUAAAGGAAGUCAUCAUUUCAUUUUAUAUAUUGAUGGAAAUGGGUAAAGCUACUUUGGAGGAUCUUGACCUGCGUUGUGAAGAACUAAUACAAGAAGAGUUUGGCGAAAGUUGCAAUUUUGAUGUAGAUGAUGCAGUCAUAAAGCUGGAAAAGUUGGGCAUUGUUUCUCGGGAUACCAUUGGAAGAUUUUAUUGUGUAAGUCUCAAGCGUGCUAAUGAGAUAAUUGGCACCACUACGGAAGAGCUCGUCCUCAAAGCAAAACUGGGUUCUGGUAAUUAAGUUUACAACAAAGACUGCCCUUUUCCUGCAUUUAUUAUUUAAGAUAAAUGUGUUAUAUUUCUGAUUUGUUAUUUGAGCCAUUUUGUGCAUGUAUAAUACUACUUCCACUGAAUGAUAAUUUACAUUUUUUUUGUAUUUAUUCAUUAAUUUAAUCUUCUUGUGCUGGAUUGCUGAUUUA